Messenger RNA from Lactuca sativa (garden lettuce), 288 nucleotides. The record is from RefSeq and is a predicted model, not a curated record. Lineage: Eukaryota; Viridiplantae; Streptophyta; Magnoliopsida; Asterales; Asteraceae.
AUGAUGGUGUUGGUGGUGGCGGCGGUGGUAAUGGCGACGAUGACGGUGAUAGUGGUUGUGGCGGAAGCGCUGGAGGUCGUUGGGGCGGUGGUGGUCGGUGGGGAGGUGGUGGUAGCGACAAUGGUGGCGUUGGUGGUGGGCGAUGGUGGUGGCAACGACGAUGGUAGUGGCAGCGAUGGUGGCAACGGCGGCGGUGAUAGUGGUUGUGGUGGCAACAGUGGUGGUGGUGGUGGUCGGUGGGGCAACAGCGGUGGUGGUGGUGGCGGUGGUGAUAGCUGCGGUGGUUAG